AUGGAGGAGUCGACGACGGAGAAGAGCGCCAGGUCCAUAUCGGAGUCGCGCGACCUUGACCUGGAUAAUCUACAGGGCGACUCCAGGGACGCCCCCCUGGGGAACCAGAGCGACCCCGGGGACGCUGCCCUGUGCGCCGCCCGGGCGAGGGCGGGAGACCCAGAGGAGGCCCCAGCGGCCGGCGGCGACCCGGGCCCGAUCGCCGAGGACCCGCGCGAGAGCAGCGCCGCUCGGUCGCCCGUGGAGGCGCCCACGAAGAGGAUGCCCUCCGACUCGCCUGCGGAGCAAGUGGCCGAGCGCCCUGCGGGGGCCGACGGGGGCCUCCGGGCGGACGUUGAGGGGUACCGCGAGGAGCGGAUGAGGGCUGAGAGGGAGCGCGUCGAGCGGGAGAUCGCCGAGUGGCUGGAGCAGGAGAGGGAGAGCAGAAGGGCGGAGGGCGAGCGGGCGAUUGCGCGGCUUGAGGCCGAGAACAAGGUGAAGAUCGCCAAGCAUCGGAAGGAGAUGGCGGAGCAGUUCGAGCUGGAGAAGGACCAGGCCUUCGCAGAGAUGAACAGCGGCCAGGAGAAGAAGGUCCGGGAGGAGCGCCAGCGCCUGCAGAAAGAGUUCGAGCAGAAGAAGCGCGACAUGCGCGCGGAGAUGGAGAAGGCGGCGGCGGACGAGGCCGAGGCCGAGGCCGAGCUCAGGGCCCAGCUGGCUGCCGCGGUGGAGGAGCAGGCCCGCAGCAGGGCACAGCUGGACGACGCCCGGCGCGCCAAAGAGGGCCUCGAGGAGAGCGAGCGGUCGCUGCGGCUCGCCCUGGACGCCCUGCGCGAAAGCGCCCAGAGGGCCGGGGAGCUGGAGCUGGCGAGCCGGGAGGCCUCCGAGGCGGCGGCGCAGCGAGCUCUGGAGGCGGAGCGCGGGCGGGAGGAGGCCCGGGAGGAGGCCGCGGCCUCGGCGGCGGAGUGCGGGCGGCUGCGGGAGGCCGAGCAGGCGAGGCUGGCGGGCGACCGCGGCGUGCAGGCGCAGCUGGAGCGGCUGCGGGGCGAGCUCGGCCGGAGCGCCGAGGAGGCGGGCAGGCUGCGGGCCGAGGCCGCCGAGGCCGCGGAGCAGCUGGCGGCGAGCGAGGGGGGCUGCCAGCGGGCGCGCGCCGAGGCGGCGGAGAGCGCCGGGCGGCUCCUGCAGGCGGAGCGCGAGGAGAGGGGCGCCUGCGAGGGCUGGCCGACGAGGGCGAGCGGGCCAGUGCCGGGCUGGAGGCGGCGGAGGCGGCCUGCGGUGAGCUCCGCGGGGAGUGCGGGCGGCUGCAGGAGCAGCUGCAGCAGGCCGAGGGGAGGAGGGCACAGGAGAGCCGAGCGUCCGAGGACGCAGCCGCGGCGGCCGCGGAGUCGCUGA
This is a messenger RNA of Prorocentrum cordatum, 1368 nucleotides long. The record is from the annotation of a GenBank genome assembly. NCBI's taxonomy places the organism in Eukaryota, Dinophyceae, Prorocentrales, Prorocentraceae.